AUGAGUGGUUGUUUGUUGCCUCUUCCAGUGAGAGGAUCUGAAGGGCUUUACAUGGUGAACGGGCCGCCCAGUUUCACAGAGAGCACAGCGUUUCAAAGGGACUCCAGAAAAAACUGCAAAGCUGUUGCCUUUAGCAAGGAUGGUUCCCUGUUUGCCUGGUGCAAUGGAGAAAAAGUAAAUAUUGUUAAUGUCACCAGUGCUGAGUUACUGCGUUCCUUCGAUCUCCCAAAGGCAGUUUGCCUUGAAUUCUCGCCGAAGAAUAACGUUCUGGCAACGUGGCAGGCCUACACGACUGGUAAUGAUGGCACGGCAGGGGUACCCAACCUACACCUUCAUGAGGUGAAAACAGGAAAAUGUUUGAAAUCCUUCAUCCAGAAAAAGAUGCAGAACUGGUGUCCUUGCUGGGCAGAUGAUGAAAGCAUUUGUGCCAGAAAUGUGAACAAUGAAGUGCACUUCUUUGAGAACAACAACUUCAAUACUAUUGCAAAUAAGCUACAUUUGCAAAAGGUGAACGACUUCGUGUUAUCUCCAGGACCACAGCCAACCAAGGUGGCCGUGUAUGUGCCGGGCAGCCGGGGCGCCCCAUCCUUUGUCAGGCUCUAUCAGUACCCCAGCUUCGGCGGCCCCCAGUCUGCGCUGGCCAAUAAGAGCUUCUUCAAAGCUGACAAGGUGACAAUGCUGUGGAACAAAAAAGCCACUGCUGUGCUAGUAAUAGCUAGUACAGAAGUUGAUAAAACAGGUGCCUCUUACUACGGGGAGCAAACUCUGCACUACAUCGCAACAAACGGCGAAAGCGCGGUCGUGCAGCUGCCAAAAAAUGGUCCCAUUUAUGAUGUUGUUUGGAACCCCAAUUCUGUCGAGUUUUGUGCUGUGUAUGGUUUUAUGCCUGCCAAAGCAACAGUUUUUAACCUGAAAUGUGACCCUGUGUUUGAUUUUGGAACCGGUCCUCGCAAUGCUGCCUACUACAGCCCCCAUGGACACAUCCUAGUCCUGGCAGGAUUCGGAAAUCUCAGGGGACAGAUGGAAGUGUGGGACGUUAAAAACUACAAAAUCAUUUCCAAACCAGUAGCCUCGGAUUCCACGUACUUUGCCUGGUGUCCGGACGGGGAGCACUUUGUGACAGCUACGUGUGCUCCCAGGUUGCGGGUCGGUAACGGCUACAAGAUAUGGCACUACACCGGCUCCCUGCUACACAGCUACGAGGUCCCGAUGAACGAAGAGAUGUGGCAGGUUUCCUGGCAGCCCUUCCAGGAGGGCGUGUUCCCAGCGAAGGCAGUGAAGUUCCAGGCGGUUCCGAGCGAGCUGCCCUGCGCUGGCCCGAAGCCCGCGCAGGCGUACCGGCCUCCAGCCCUCAGAAACAAACCCGUCACGAGCUCCAAGCUGCAUGAGGACGAGCCACCUCAGAAUAUGAAGCCACAAUCAGGAAGCAGUGACAAGCCACUCUCUAAAACAGCUCUCAAAAAUCAAAGGAAACACGAAGCAAAGAAAGCUGCUAAGCAGGAGGCCAAAGCUGAUGUGAACCAGGGACCUGCGCAGCCCUCGGCACCCCAGAGUGCACCGCGGAGCGCCGUGCCUGCCGUCACUUCGGGGGAUCCUGAAGUUGACAAGAAGAUAAAGAAUUUAAAAAAGAAACUAAAGGCAAUUGAGCAGCUGAAGGAACAAGCAGCUGCUGGCAAACAGCUAGAGAAAAAUCAGCUGGAGAAGAUCCAGAAAGAAACAGCUCUUCUACAGGAGCUGGAAGAUCUAGAACUUGGUCUUUAA
Merops nubicus (carmine bee-eater) is the source of this 1761-nucleotide messenger RNA. RefSeq names its product eukaryotic translation initiation factor 2A, 65kDa (gene EIF2A). The record is from RefSeq and is a predicted model, not a curated record. Gene Ontology annotation, cellular component: cytosolic small ribosomal subunit. The coding region runs from base 1 to 1761 and encodes 586 amino acids. Gene Ontology annotation, molecular function: ribosome binding; protein binding; tRNA binding. Gene Ontology annotation, biological process: translational initiation. The transcript is spliced from 13 exons. NCBI's taxonomy places the organism in Eukaryota, Metazoa, Chordata, Aves, Coraciiformes, Meropidae.